AUGGCUUCUCGUAUCAAUUCCCUGAACAAGUUCCCCCCUUGCUGCUUACUCAUAACAUCAGCAUUCCUAUUUCUGGUUUUCUCGUCACUUGUCCUAGCCAUUGACAACAAAGCUUCAAUCUUUCCACCGUCCGCAGCUUCACCAGCAGCCCGUACCAGGAAGGUUCUGCUUGCUGCAGUGAAGGGUUCUAAUAAAGGUUUCAUCUUUGCCGCUGGGGGAGCUAAGGCUGCGGAUCAUCAGGAAGAGUUGAGAUCAGUUCCAUCAGGACCAGAUCCUUUGCACCAUAACGGUGGUAGCCCCAAGAAGCCCAGACCUUCCCCUUGA
Molecule: messenger RNA, 324 nt
Organism: Linum tenue
Lineage: Eukaryota; Viridiplantae; Streptophyta; Magnoliopsida; Malpighiales; Linaceae
Source: the annotation of a GenBank genome assembly